Lachancea fermentati is the source of this 1146-nucleotide messenger RNA. The record is from the annotation of a GenBank genome assembly. NCBI's taxonomy places the organism in Eukaryota, Fungi, Ascomycota, Saccharomycetes, Saccharomycetales, Saccharomycetaceae.
AUGGGGCUUACAUCGAAUAUUUUCGUUCAGAAGAGGAACAACACUACUAGUCUCAAACAGCCUAAGGAACUCGGCUUCUAUUCAAAAACGCAGGAUUCGACGAUAUUAGUGGGAGAUGCCUCAAAGUUGAGCUAUUUUUAUUUUCCUGAUGCUCUUUUGGAUAAAGAACUAGAUUUGACCGCGGGGAUAAAGAAAUUCAAAGAAUGCUCAAAAAGUCAUGCAGUAGAUCCGUGCAGUCUUCAUGGACUGCUUUCAACAAUUCAAGCGUAUGAGAUACGGAAAAAUAAGAGGGUAAGUGCAGAUAUCAUCACAUUUAGAGGUGUCAUAAGAAAGCUGAUAUCUAGUGCGUUUGACAGUCCCAAGUUCAAUCCCGUUGAUCUAAGGAUUAUUGUAUUUGACGGUCAAAUAUUUAUAAAGGAGUUCAAUCAGCCACAUACAUCUUCUGGAACUCCACAAUCGGUCGAGUUUCGUUCAUAUUAUAGUGGAUACAAGUUCGAAAGCUUGGUGACAAUUCCCAAACCCCUUCCAAAUGUCUCGCGAACAUCCCUGGAGAAACGUCCGAAGAAAAUUGUCAAUAACGGAGAUCAAUUUAUAAGUGUUGUUAGAACUGGUGUUGGACGUUCUAAAUUGGUUUUGGGGGCUGAAAUUGAUUGCAUUUUCGAUUUUAAGGAGGACUCGAUUGACAAUUUGAAACAUUACGCUGAACUUAAGUGCACAAAAGGUGUUACCACAUUUGCAGAAGCACAGCGUUUUGAAAGAAAAAUCUUUAGGACAUGGUUACAAUGUUUCUUAGUUGGGGUAAAUAGAAUCAUCUACGGUUUCAGGGACGAUAAUUUCAUUCUGAGAAGUGUUGAGGAAUACACAACCAACGAAAUCCCUCUUAUCCUCAAAGAAAACAACCCUCAAUUAUCCAAUGUUUGCCUUGAUGCGAUCAAGUGGUACGGCGCUUUCACUGAAUGGCUACUAGCAACGCUUCCCAGGGAUAACGACCCAGGUUUGAUAACAGCAUACAGAUUAGUCUUCGAGAACAACCAUCUAAAGUUAACGGAGAUAGAGAAUGGGCACCCCGAGUAUGAAGGGUUGGUUAAGGGCGAAGAUGUUUUAAGUGAUGAAUUUAAGAAAUGGAGGAUGUCGGCCAGUAUUUGA